AUCGACAUUUGAAGACGCACAAAUUGCUGAGGAUGCAGAUCUUCGUCAAGACCCUCACGGGCAAGACUAUCACCCUUGAGGUGGAGUCAUCCGACACCAUCGACAAUGUCAAGUCCAAGAUCCAGGACAAGGAGGGCAUCCCACCGGACCAGCAACGCUUGAUCUUCGCCGGCAAGCAGCUCGAGGAUGGCCGCACCCUGAGCGACUACAACAUCCAGAAGGAGUCGACUCUGCACUUGGUGUUGCGUCUGCGUGGUGGUAUGGCCAAGAAGCGCAAGAAGAAGGUCUACACUACACCCAAGAAGAUCAAGCACAAGCGCAAGAAGACCAAGUUGGCUGUGCUUAAGUACUACAAGGUGGAUGGUGACGGCAAGAUCGAGCGUCUGAGGAGAGAGUGCCCAGCAGAGACUUGCGGUGCCGGUAUCUUCAUGGCUGCCAUGCACAACCGCCAGUACUGCGGUCGCUGCCACCUGACCUACGUUUUCGACGACCCAAAAUAGACUGAAGGAAAUGGAUUUGUGCCGAGCGUUUAGCGGUUCCCACGACAGGAAGGUGCCCUAGAUCAUUGGGCGGCUCCGCGCUGCUGGAGUCACAUCAAGGUAGCUGUCACAAUACAAACAGUCUGUCGAAAUCAUGUUUGCUCCUAGAUUACCAAAGGCGUCGCUACUCAGCCGUCAUGGCGUGCAGCCAUCAAGUCUUCGCAACAGCAGAACUCCUCGAAGCAAUCCUCCUUCACCUACCAAUCCGCGACGCCAUCCUAGCCCAACGCCUCUGCACUGCGUGGCGCAACGCCAUCACCUCCUCGGCCAAACUACAACGCGCUCUUUUCCUCCGCCCAGCACGAGAAAACUCAUCCACCACAAACCGUCCUAUCACAGAUACAGUCCACCACAUGUCGCUAUCCAAUACCUGCCACCAAGUCCUCACCACAUCCGGCACAAGAGUAAUAUUCACCUCGUUCUUGCCAAUCGAACAGGAGGCUACUACUCCUCUUAUGAAUUCUUACAAACUCACCUCUGGUGAUUUUCUUCUUCCACUGCCGCAGGACAAGGCGGGGACUUUGCAAAAAAAGGAAAAGGAGAAGAAGAAAAUGUUCCUCUCCCAACCCCCUCGCGAAACUGAACUGUUUUUCUUCAAUUCUACUACUCCUGUUACAACAACAACAUCAACAAACGAGCAUGGAUCCAUCAUCACUCUACCACUACUAUUACCACCAGCUUCAUCAAACCAGCAGAUGAUGAUGAAAUUCUUUCCAGUUUUCACCUUUUCAACUUCUUCUUCCUCUUCUUCUUCUUCUUCUUCUUCUUCUUCUUCUUCUUCUUCUUCUUCUUCUUCUUCUUCUUCUUCUUCUUCUUCUUCCGCAAGCGAAGAAGAAGAAGGAAGCGAAGGAGAAGAAAAACAAGGACCAGAAGCAACCAUCUCCUCCGGCAAACAAUUCAAUCUAGAUGCAAUUCGACUCGAGCAAGUCGGUGGAGUGACGACGGAGACUUUUCUCGCAGGCUUAAAAUACGGAGAGGAGAUUUUUUCCCAGGCGAAAUUAAAGGGGAGGGAGUUUCGAGUGGGGUGGUGUUCUGGUGGUGAUUAUGAUCAUGAUGAUGAUGAUGAUGAUGAUGAUGAUGGGAAAGGAGGAGGAGCAGGGGUUGCGAGGACGGUGUGGAGUUUUUGGAGAGAUAUUAAAGAGGUGCAGGUGGAGAAGUUGGAGGGUUUGAGGGGGGAGGGAGAGGGAGAGGGGGAGGGAGAGGGAGAGGAGAGUGAUGAUGAUGGAGUGGACGACGAUGAGAAGCAGAUGUUGGGGGAUGAUGUUGAUGGAGGUGAAAGAAAAUGA
Sphaerulina musiva SO2202 is the source of this 1825-nucleotide messenger RNA. RefSeq lists its product as uncharacterized. Gene Ontology annotation, molecular function: protein binding. The coding region runs from base 677 to 1825 and encodes 382 amino acids. NCBI's taxonomy places the organism in Eukaryota, Fungi, Ascomycota, Dothideomycetes, Mycosphaerellales, Mycosphaerellaceae. The record is from RefSeq and is a predicted model, not a curated record. The transcript has 4 exons.